AUGAUUCGCUAUAUUUUCAUACUUUGUCUCUUUCUUCCUCUUGUUGUCUGUAAGGGCAGUGUCCAUGUGUCUACCAGUCGGGGUCGUCGAACCUGCACCGUCACCGCGCAUGGUGACGAGCAAAAUGACGUUCCAAACAUCUUAACGGCAUUUAGCAAAUGCAGCAGAAAGUCCACAAUAAUAUUUCCAAAGGGCGAAAAGUAUUGGAUUAAAGAGAAGCUGCACGCAAGGCUUGAAGACGUGGAUAUCAGUUGGCAUGGAACAUGGCUUUUUUCCCCCAAUACUACAUAUUGGAGAAGCAACUCAUUUUUUAUCGAGUUCCAGAAUCACCGCGCAGGGUUCAUCUUAUCUGGAAAUAAGAUCCGUCUCAAUGGUUAUCAUGAGGGUGGCAUAGAUGGCAAUGGGGACGUGUGGUACGACGAAGACAAGGGAAGCUCGACUGAAGGACGCCCCAUGCCAUUCGUUCUAUGGAAUAUCACCAACUCGGAAAUUCAUAAUUUCCAAGUGCAGCAGUCCCAGUUCUGGUCGCUGAACAUCAUGAAUGGAACCAAUCUAGCUUUUGAGAACAUCACUUGUACCGCGUUCUCCAACAAUGCCCCAGUAGGGAAGAAUUGGGUUCAGAACGCCGAUGGAUUCAACACAAUGGAUGCUCGAAACGUUUCGUUGAACAACUUUCUCUACCGUGGUGGAGACGACUGUAUUGCGAUUAAGCCUAGAUCAUACGACAUCAGAAUCAACAACAUCACUUGCGAUGGUGGCAAUGGUGUGGCCAUUGGUAGCCUAGGGCAGUACUUGGAGGAUAACAGCGUCGAAAAUGUGACAAUCACGAAUGCCAAGAUGAGACGAUAUAGCUGGGAUAUGCGUUGGAGUGUCUACAUCAAAACAUGGAUAGGAGAGCUGGCUUAUCAAGGCGACGGCGAUUAUGAAAGCGGAGGUGUGCCUCGUGGCGGCGGUUGGGGCAAAGUCCGCAAUCUCUUGUUUGAGAACUUUCAUCUUCAAGAUGUCUCUCGAGGCCCGUUCAUAACACAGGAGAAUGGUCGACAAGGAGGUCCAAAAGGGACCAGCAAGAUGGAGGUUUCAAUUGUCGUCUUCCGGAACUUUACGGGAAAUCUUUUGACUUCAAGUGGAAAGCUUGGAGAGAUUUCCUGUAGUGUUGAAUUCCCUUGCUCAAAUAUACAUUACGAAGAUAUGGAUGAGCUUGAAGCUGCACCAGGAGUUUGUCAAUGGACGAAACCUGGCAGUAUAUUUGGCCUACCCGGAUGUUCUGAGUGA
Molecule: messenger RNA, 1272 nt
Organism: Clonostachys rhizophaga
Lineage: Eukaryota; Fungi; Ascomycota; Sordariomycetes; Hypocreales; Bionectriaceae
Source: the annotation of a GenBank genome assembly